This is a messenger RNA of Hibiscus syriacus, 420 nucleotides long. Its product is annotated as 4-coumarate--CoA ligase-like 9. Lineage: Eukaryota; Viridiplantae; Streptophyta; Magnoliopsida; Malvales; Malvaceae. The transcript has a single exon. Bases 1 to 420 code for a protein of 139 amino acids. Gene Ontology annotation, molecular function: CoA-ligase activity. The record is from RefSeq and is a predicted model, not a curated record.
AUGGCGGCGGUUCACCACAGCUGGACGGAGCAAGCCGAAGGUAACGAGAAGCCGCCGCGGUCGGUGACGUUGUUCACGGUGCCUCUGUUCCAUGUGUUCGGCCUCUUCAUGUUGUUAGGGGCGGUUUUGUUGGCGGAUACAGUGUUGUUUUUGGAGAUGUUUGAUUUCAAAGAAAUGCUAAGAGCAGUCGAGAAGUACAAGGUUACAGACAUGCCGGUGUCGCCGCCGCUUGUGGUGGCAUUUGUUAAAUCGGAUUUGACAAAGAAAUACGACUUAAGCUCGCUCGAAGGGCUUGGCUGCGGCGGCGCGCCGCUUGGGAAGGAUGUUUCUGAACGGUUCAAGGAGAAGUUCCCCAAAGUAUUAUUGGUUCAGGUAUGUUCUCUAUGUUUCAUUGUUCAAACCCCCAACCCCAAAUAUUAA